UCGCACUUUGGCCGGAAGUUGCGUGAGCAGUAGGCUAUCAUCGGAACUGAUAGCCGCCUGCUAUCCUAAAACACAGUAAAAAAAUAUCUGUAAAAUCGUUUUUAGUUAAUUCAGAGUCAAAGGUAAACUAACUCCAAGACAAAUAUGGACGACGAUGUGUUGACGACUCUGAAGCUGUUGAUAAUUGGUGAAAGUGGCGUCGGAAAGUCCAGUCUGCUCCUGAGGUUCACAGAGGAUACUUUCGAUCCAGAGCAGUCUGCCACAAUAGGUGUGGACUUCAAAGUAAAAACACUUGCAAUCGAUGGAAAUAAAGCUAAGCUCGCCAUAUGGGACACAGCUGGACAGGAACGGUUUCGCACUCUGACACCCAGCUAUUACCGCGGCGCACAGGGAGUCAUACUUGUGUAUGAUGUCACAAAGCGUGACACGUUUACGAAGCUCGAAAACUGGCUGAACGAACUGGAGACCUACACAACACGCAACGACAUAGUGAAAAUGCUGGUUGGGAACAAAAUUGAUAAAGACGACCGCGAAGUGGACAGAAACGAGGGGCUGAAGUUUGCUCGGAAACACUCUAUGCUUUUUAUCGAGGCCAGUGCAAAGACCAAAGAUGGCGUCCAAUGUGCCUUUGAGGAGUUGGUAGAAAAGAUCCUCCAGACUCCGGGGCUCUGGGAGAGCGAAAACCAGGGUCAGAAAGUUCGGCUGGGAGACCAGGAGCAUGCCAGGCCUGGGGCGUGCGGAGGAUACUGUUCCAUACCCUGAAAUGAAAAAGCACAGACGUGAGAGGACUGACUAGUGACGGGAAACGGAGAGUGAGCGAGAGGUGGAAGUGGAUGAGCACCUUUUUAUUUGUCGGGAGUACGUCAGUCGGUCGAACAGACACUGCUGUUUGCACACUUCCUUUUCCAUCACUUAUAUAUCACUACUUCCUGUUUAAAAGAAUCACGCAGAAAAAGAGCCUCGUGUUUGAGGUGGGUGUUUUAAAUUAACCACGUGGAGUAUGAGUCUGUCAUCCGAGUAUGUAUGGUUUGAAUUUAUCUUGGUGGCUCAGCUGUACAUUAAGACUUCAGGUUACACAGUUCUUUCAGCGUGGACCGAUUUUGUGGUUAGAAUAGACAGCCUGUCAGAUUUUAAUCUAAUAAAUUAAUUGAAGUCUCCUUCAUCUCUAAACAAAUCUCACCUUCUAUGUAGCUGCAAAGUACAAAAUCUUCUGCCAUACAUAUAUUAGGAAGCUUUAUUAAACGCAUACUAUAGCAUUGGAUUGAGGAUUAGGGUGGGAAACAUCCAGGCUAAUGCAGGUUUUCAUUUCAGUGCACAUGAGAACACUGUGAAUUCUCAAAAAUCUAACCUUUUCCAAUGACACCCCAACCGCCACCCAGUUACUGACAUCAGUUUGUCUUUUCUGUUCACUCGUGUGUUGUCUGUUUGUCUAUUAUGUCGAUUCUCUGCUUCAGACUAUUUAGAUGCCUUCAAACGAAUUGAUUUCCUGUGUUUAUUCCUUUUGGCGUGAAAAUGUGCAAGAAAAGUGAUCAACUUUGUCUUGCAGGAUUUCCUGUAACCGAACCCAUCUCUGUCUUUGCAUGCGUGAUCUGGACGGUAACUUCUAGAGCUACAAGUGUAAAGUUUACAGUACCACGAGCUCUUGCAAUAAAAUGUACCUUUUUAUGCACUUGAGCUCAUAGAUUGUUUUUUAAUACUAAACUUUGACCUUGUAAUCUUGUUUUCGCAUUUAUUUUGAAGGAUUCAUUUAGUGUUGUCCAAGUUUAUUGAAGGUAUUUCAUACUUAACAUAGCUGUGUUCUUUCCCAUCUUCAGUAUAUUAUGAACUUGAUGUGUUUUUGCUGUUUGUUUCUGUUUUCUCGAUAAAAAAUUAUGUUGAACUCUUCGCCCUGCUACACCCUUUCUCUCUCCCCCCGCUCCCCCAUUGCUUUUGCUGUGCAUCUGUUUCAAUCAUAUAAAGUAAUAUGUUAAAUCGAUAUCUGCCUUAAUAUCGAGAUGCAUUUGCUAGAGUUAUGGUCAAUUAACGUUUGAAUUGUUUCAAACUGAAAUAAAUGACAAACCUCAAGAUGCCGUCACUCGUGUCUGUUGUUUAAUGGCCCUGUGGGAUCUGCCUUUUAGUUUCCGUGUUGUGUAGAAGCCCACCUAAUCAAAAGCAGGUUUACAGUGGAAACUUCAAGUGAGGCGCUCUUUCCAUAAUACUUUGUUGAUGACUAGCCUCCUGCACAUGUAAGACUGAAAACAUUCCUUGCAACAAAAAAACAAAACAAAAAAAAAAACAGACCAAAACUGGGACGUGUGGAAAAAUCCAGUUAAUCAUGUUGUUU
This is a messenger RNA of Haplochromis burtoni (Burton's mouthbrooder), 2323 nucleotides long. It is a transcript of the gene rab18b, whose product is annotated as RAB18B, member RAS oncogene family. NCBI's taxonomy places the organism in Eukaryota, Metazoa, Chordata, Actinopteri, Cichliformes, Cichlidae. The transcript has 7 exons. Gene Ontology annotation, molecular function: GTPase activity; GTP binding. Bases 145 to 762 code for a protein of 205 amino acids. The record is from RefSeq and is a predicted model, not a curated record.